CCCAGAUUACUAAAACCGACAACCAUGUCAGCAGUUUCAGAAAUUAUCCGUUGUUCAAAUUUUGCAGCGAUAAAACACAAGGAACAGAGACGAAAAGAUAAAGAAAAGACCCCAUACAUCAAUCACCCAAUAGGUGUGGCUAACAUAUUAACAGAGGAAGCAAUUAUAACAGAUGUAGCAGUUAUUCAGGCCGCCCUUCUUCACGAUACUGUGGAGGAUACAAACACUACAUUCGAAGAAAUUCAGGAAAUGUUUGGAGAGGAAGUCACAGGUAUUGUGCGAGAAGUCACUGAUGACAAAAAUUUGCCAAAGUUGGACCGAAAACAAAAGCAGAUUGAGCAUGCUCCCCAUGCAAGCUACAAGGCCAAGCUGGUCAAGCUGGCCGACAAGCUGUACAAUCUGCGUGAUCUCAACCGUUGUACCCCAGGUGGAUGGACGGAAGCCAGAGUCACAGAAUAUUUCCUUUGGGCCAAGAAAGUUGUGGACGGACUCCGGGGGACGAACCAAUCUAUGGAAGAAAGUUUGGAUCAGUUAUUUAAAAUGAGGGAUAUACUAUAAGGAUAGCCUGUUUGAUUUUUUAAUGCCCCCGGGAUGGAAGUUUUGGAGGCAUAGGUUUUUUUGAGGGGGAGGGGGGUUAGUGGUUGAAGGAGGAGGGUUAUAAUUUUCAAGGUCAUAGGGUUAGGAGCGAAUUUGAAAUCAAAGAUAUGUCUGUGCCUUGGUGAAAUUCAGAGGGGGGUGGGCAGUUAUCCAGACAGUUGAUGAAUUUUUGGCAGCAAAAAUAUAUUGCAUCCCUCGCCUCUUUACCCCCACCCCCGUUUUUACAAACUGCUGGCCUUCAAAACAAUGAAAA
Ostrea edulis (European flat oyster) is the source of this 850-nucleotide messenger RNA. RefSeq names its product guanosine-3',5'-bis(diphosphate) 3'-pyrophosphohydrolase MESH1-like. The record is from RefSeq and is a predicted model, not a curated record. The transcript is spliced from 4 exons. Gene Ontology annotation, molecular function: guanosine-3',5'-bis(diphosphate) 3'-diphosphatase activity. The coding region runs from base 25 to 558 and encodes 177 amino acids. NCBI's taxonomy places the organism in Eukaryota, Metazoa, Mollusca, Bivalvia, Ostreida, Ostreidae.